Messenger RNA from Mastomys coucha (southern multimammate mouse), 4325 nucleotides. RefSeq names its product class II major histocompatibility complex transactivator (gene Ciita). Gene Ontology annotation, biological process: inflammatory response; positive regulation of transcription by RNA polymerase II; positive regulation of MHC class I biosynthetic process. The transcript has 14 exons. NCBI's taxonomy places the organism in Eukaryota, Metazoa, Chordata, Mammalia, Rodentia, Muridae. Bases 113 to 3268 code for a protein of 1051 amino acids. Gene Ontology annotation, molecular function: ATP binding. The record is from RefSeq and is a predicted model, not a curated record.
GGCUACACGAACAGCAGAGGUUCCUUCAUCCUGGUUCUCACUUCAUGUUUUGGAUGCUACAUGGCUGGAUGAGAAGUGACUCCAGGCAGCUGGCCUGCCUCAGAGCACUGCCAUGAACCACUUCCAGGCCAUCCUGGCCCGGGUACAGACCCUGCUCUCCAGCCAGAAGCCCAGGCAGGUGCGGGCCCUCCUGGACGGCCUGCUGGAAGAAGAGCUGCUCUCACGGGAAUACCACUGUGCCCUGCUCCAUGAGCCUGAUGGUGAUGCUCUGGCCCGGAAGAUCUCCCUGACCCUGCUGGAGAAAGGGGACUUAGACUUGACCUUCUUGAGCUGGGUCUGCAGUAGUCUGCAGGCUCCCACAGUAGAGAGGGGCACCAGCUACAGGGACCAUGGAGGUCAUAGUCUGUGUGCCACCAUGGACCUGGGGGCUCCAGAGGGCAGCUACUUGGAGCUCCUUAACAGCGAUGCCGACCCCCUACACCUCUACCACCUCUAUGAGCAGAUGGACCUGGCUGGGGAGGAGGAGAUCGAACUCAGCUCAGAGCCAGACAUGGACACCAUCAACUGCGACCAGUUCAGCAAGCUGUUGCAGGACAUGGAAAUGGAUGAAGAAACCCGGGAGGCCUAUGCCAACAUCGCGGAACUGGAUCAGUACGUGUUCCAGGAUACCCAGCUGGAGGGCCUGAGCAAGGACCUCUUCAUAGAGCACAUUGGAGCAGAGGAAGGCUUUGGUGAGAACAUAGAGAUCCCUGUAGAAGCAGGACAGAAGCCUCACAAGAGACGCUUCCCAGAAGAGCAUGCUAUGGACUCAAAGCACAGGAAGCUAGUGCCCACCUCUAGGACCUCACUGAACUAUUUGGAGUUCCCAGCUGGGCACAUCCAGAUCUUCACCACUCUGCCCCAGGGACUCUGGCAAAUCUCAGGGGCUGGCACAGGGGCUGGCACAGGGCUCUCCAGUGUCCUAAUCUACCAUGGUGAGAUGCCCCAGGUCAACCAAGUACUCCCUUCAAGCAGCCCCACUGUCCCCAGUCUCCCCCAGUCCCCAGACCGGCCUGGCUCCACCAGCCCCUUCGCACCAUCUGUAGCUGACUUGCCCAGCAUGCCCGAACCUGCGCUUACCUCCCGUGUAAAUGAGACAGAGGACAUAACAUCCCCCUCCCCAUGCCAAGAAGGUUCCGAGUCUUCCAUCGAGCUUCCAAAAUGGCCAGAGUCUGUGGAGCGGUUCCAGCACUCCCUACAGGACAAGUACAAGGCAUUGCCUGAGAGCCCAAGUGGUCCUCUGGUGGCCAUGGAGCUGGUGCGGGCCAGGUUGGAAAGAGGCAGCAACAAGAGUCAGGAAAGGGAGCUGGCCACUCCCGACUGGACAGAGCGCCAGCUAGCCCAUGGUGGUCUGGCGGAGGUACUUCAGGUUGUAGGUGACUGCAGGCGACCACGAGAGACACAGGUGAUCGCUGUGCUGGGCAAGGCUGGCCAGGGCAAGAGUCACUGGGCCAGGACAGUGAGUUACACCUGGGCACGUGGCCAGUUGCCACAAUAUGACUUUGUCUUCUAUGUCCCCUGUCAUUGCUUGGAUCGUCCUGGGGAUACCUACCAUCUGCGGGAUCUGCUCUGUCCCCCAAGCCUGCAGCCACUGGCCAUGGAUGACGAGGUCUUUGAUUUCAUCAUGAGGCAGCCGGACCGUGUUCUGCUCAUUCUAGAUGCUUUUGAGGAGCUAGAGGCCCAAGAUGGCCUUCUGUACGGACCCUAUGGACCUCUGUCCCCAGAACCCUGCUCCCUCCGGGGACUGCUGGCUGGGAUCUUCCAGCGGAAGCUGCUGCGAGGCUGCACCCUGCUCCUUACAGCCCGGCCCCGGGGCCGCCUGGCUCAGAGCCUGAGCAAGGCAGAUGCCAUCUUUGAGGUGCCCAGCUUCUCUACUAAGCAAGCCCAGACUUACAUGAAGCACUACUUUGAGAACUCAGGGACAGCAGGGAAUGAAGACAAGGCCCUGGGCCUCCUGGAGGGCCAACCUUUUCUCUUCACCCAUAGUCAUAGCCCUGUUCUGUGCAGUGCUGCGUGCCAGCUCACCAAGGCCCUGCUGGAACAGGGCACAGAGACCCAGCUACCUUGUACACUUACAGGACUCUAUGUUGGCCUGCUAGGCCCUGCAGCUCAGAACAGUCCUCCUGGAGCCUUAGUUGAGCUGGCUAAGCUGGCAUGGGAGCUGGGACGAAGGCACCAAAGCACCUUGCAAGAAACCCAGUUUUCCUCAGUGGAGGUGAAAACCUGGGCAGUGACCCAAGGCUUGAUGCAGCAGACCCUGGGGACCACAGAGGCUCAACUGGCCUUCUCCAGUUUUCUGCUACAAUGUUUCCUGGGUGCUGUGUGGCUGGCACAGUGCAAUGAAAUCAAAGACAAGGAGCUGCCACAGUACCUGGCCUUGACCCCGAGGAAGAAGAGACCCUAUGACAACUGGCUGGAAUGUGUGCCUCGCUUUCUGGCUGGAUUGGUUUUCCAGCCUCGAGCCCACUGCCUGGGAGUUCUGGUGGAGCCUGCAGUGGCUGCAGUGGCGGACAGGAAACGGAAGGUUCUUACCAGGUACCUGAAACGCCUGAAGCUGGGGACACUUCGGUCAGGGAGGUUGCUGGAGCUGCUACACUGUGCCCACGAAACACAGGAACCUGGGAUUUGGGAGCAUGUUGCACACCAGCUCCCUGGGCACCUCUCCUUCCUGGGCACCCGGCUCACACCCCCAGAUGUGCACAUGCUGGGCAGGGCCUUGGAGACAGCCAGCCAGGACUUCUUCUUAGACCUUCGUCAGACUGGCAUUGAGCCCUCUGGACUGGGAAACCUCGUGGGACUCAGCUGUGUCACCAGUUUCAGGGCCUCCUUGAGUGAUACAAUGGCAUUAUGGGAGUCCCUUCAGCAGCAAGGAGAAGCUCAGCUGCUCCAGGCAGCAGAGGAGAAGUUCACCAUUGAACCAUUUAAGGCCAAAUCCCCAAAGGAUGUGGAAGACCUGGACAGCCUCAUGCAGACCCAGAGGCUGAGAAACCCCUCAGAGGAUACAGCUAAGGAUCUUCCUGCCAUCCGGGACCUUAAGAAGCUAGAGUUUGCGUUGGGCCCCGUCUUGGGCCCCCAGGCUUUCCCCACACUGGCAAAGAUCCUUCCAGCCUUCUCUUCCCUGCAGCACCUGGACCUGGACUCACUUAGUGAGAACAAGAUUGGAGACAAGGGUGUGUCGAAGCUCUCAGCCAUCUUCCCUCAGCUGAAGGCCCUGGAGACGCUCAAGUAAGUACACUGGGCCUGUCUCCUCCCUGCUUCUGAUACACAAAAUUUCUCCAGCUGACCCUCCAUCCUGUCAUCUGCCCAUCUCUCUGUCAUUCACUCUUUCUGUUCUAGAUCAUGCGCUCUCCCAUUCAGUCACUGCAAAUCCAUUCUGUGUUCUUCCAAAUGUAUGUACAGUCCAGGAGACUACCUCAGGAACACUGGUUGCCUCUUUAAGACAUAGUCUCUCUCUGGCUUGGAACUUACCAGUUAUGCCAGGUUACCCAGUCAGUGAGACCCAGAGCUUCCACAUGUCUUCAUUUUACCAGUGUUGGGAGUACAAGCAUGCCUAACAUGCCUGUCGGUCCUAGGGAUCGAACUGAAGACUGUGAGACAAGCACUUUAUCAAGCCAUCUCUCCAGACCUCAUUUAUUGGUUUGAUGAACAAAGACUUAAGGAAGCCUUGCUAUCCUGGGCAACAGUGGAGACCCCAAAGAUCUUGCUUCCAGACCUCAAGCCUCUUCACGUACAAUAAACCAGAAGCAAACAAAUAAAUAAUUACAAAUCAAUAAGCUGGGCAUAGUAGCACUGGGGAGGCUGAGACAGUGGGAUAACCACAAGUUUAAGGCCAGCCUGUGAAUCAGUCUCAAAAAACAAAUGUUGGGGGAUGGGCUGGCCAGGCUGCUUAGUCAGUGAAGGUGGCUGCUGCUAAGCUUGACAAUUUGAGUUUUGUCCUCAGGACCUACAUGGUAGAAGGAGAGAACCAACCUACUCCUGAACAUUGCCCUCUGACCUACACACACACUAAAAAAGAGAAAGAGGAAAAAGUUUCAAAAUAAAAUACACUGUAAUAAAAGUUUAAUGCAUGAAAAUUGUACUGGGAUGUUGGAAGAGAAGGGACAGGUUGGGGCUUCGCAGUGAACCACUGUGCGGUGGACGUUGUCUUUAGCUGUUCUGUGCUUUGGGAAGUUAAGGUAGAACGGGUGUGCGGGAGACGGGCAUGAUUCAUCCUGUGACCCAGCACUGGAGAGACUGGGGCAGGAGGAUCUUUGAGUUCAAGGCUACCCUGGGCUACAUGACACCUU